Messenger RNA from Ustilaginoidea virens, 1323 nucleotides. RefSeq lists its product as uncharacterized. The coding region runs from base 1 to 1323 and encodes 440 amino acids. The record is from RefSeq and is a predicted model, not a curated record. Lineage: Eukaryota; Fungi; Ascomycota; Sordariomycetes; Hypocreales; Clavicipitaceae. The transcript is spliced from 4 exons. Gene Ontology annotation, biological process: proteasome-mediated ubiquitin-dependent protein catabolic process. Gene Ontology annotation, cellular component: proteasome regulatory particle, base subcomplex. Gene Ontology annotation, molecular function: proteasome-activating activity; ATP hydrolysis activity; ATP binding.
AUGCCUUCCGCGACAGGUCGAAACUGGGAAAAGUACCAGAAAACGUUCGCCGAUGACGAGACAGAAGAGAAGAAGAUAACCCCUCUGACGGACGAGGAUAUCCAGGUUUUAAAGACGUACGGUGCCGCGCCGUACGGAACCGCGAUCAAGAAGCUGGAGAAACAAAUCAAGGAAAAGCAACAGAGCGUGGAUGAGAAGAUUGGUGUCAAAGAAUCUGAUACAGGUCUGGCGCCCCCGCAUUUAUGGGAUGUCGCGGCCGAUCGUCAAAGAAUGUCUGAAGAGCAGCCUUUCCAGGUGGCGCGCUGCACAAAGAUUAUCGAAGACGACAAGGGCGACGAAUCAAAGAAGAAGUACGUCAUCAACGUCAAGCAAAUCGCCAAGUUUGUUGUUCAGUUGGGGGAACGGGUGAGCCCAACAGAUAUUGAGGAGGGAAUGCGAGUCGGCGUCGACCGAAACAAGUAUCAGAUCAUGCUGCCUUUACCACCAAAGAUUGAUGCCAGCGUGACGAUGAUGACGGUCGAGGAGAAGCCCGAUGUCACAUACGGCGAUGUGGGCGGCUGCAAAGAGCAGGUUGAGAAGCUGCGAGAAGUCGUCGAGAUGCCUCUGCUGUCUCCAGAGCGGUUCGUCAACCUCGGCAUCGACCCUCCCAAGGGGGCACUUCUCUACGGCCCGCCCGGCACCGGUAAAACGCUGUGCGCUCGAGCUGUAGCCAACAGGACGGACGCCACCUUCAUCCGAGUCAUCGGAAGCGAACUGGUGCAAAAAUACGUUGGCGAAGGUGCACGGAUGGUUCGCGAGCUGUUCGAGAUGGCGCGGACCAAGAAGGCGUGCAUCAUCUUCUUUGACGAAAUCGACGCUGUUGGCGGAGCACGGUUUGACGAUGGUGCCGGCGGCGACAAUGAAGUUCAGAGAACCAUGCUCGAGCUCAUCACCCAACUAGAUGGCUUCGACGCUCGUGGAAAUAUCAAGGUCAUGUUUGCCACCAACAGGCCGUCGACCUUGGAUCCCGCCCUGAUGCGGCCAGGGCGUAUCGAUCGGAAGAUUGAGUUUUCGCUGCCGGACCUGGAGGGCCGGGCCAAUAUCCUUCGCAUCCACGCCAAGAGCAUGUCGGUUGAGCGAGACAUCCGAUGGGAGCUUAUUUCGCGCCUGUGCCCCAACGCCACCGGCGCAGAGCUCAGAAGUGUAUGCACAGAAGCCGGCAUGUUUGCGAUUAGAGCCAGGAGAAAGGUGGCCUCGGAAAAGGACUUUUUGAGUGCCGUGGACAAGGUCAUCAAGGGCAACCUCAAGUUUAACUCGACUGCCACGUACAUGCAGUACAACUAG